This is a messenger RNA of Mucor mucedo, 366 nucleotides long. RefSeq names its product MD-2-related lipid-recognition domain-containing protein. Lineage: Eukaryota; Fungi; Mucoromycota; Mucoromycetes; Mucorales; Mucoraceae. The transcript has 4 exons. The record is from RefSeq and is a predicted model, not a curated record. Bases 1 to 366 code for a protein of 121 amino acids.
AUGGAUCAUUCAAGGUCAUUAUUUCAUAGCAUUAGUUACGUCCAUUUCAAUCCAAAUCCUCCCGUGAAAGGACAAAAGCUUUUCAUUGAAUACGGAGGAUAUUUAAAAGAGAGAUUACCUAAAGGUACACGCAUUAACUUGAUAGCCUCUUUCAAUUCCGUUCCGGUGAUACAUAAAAAAAUAAAUCUUUGUGAAGACACUUUGAAAUCAGUUGGUGAUUGCCCACUGGAGCCCGGAAGAUAUGAUCUUACAAAAGAAGUUGGGAUUUCCGAAGAUCUUCCUGAUGGCAACUAUACUGUCCAUGCUGAUAUUAUUACACCCCAAGGUGAACGGGUAACUUGUUUGGUGUUAAAGACAAUCCUCUAA